This is a messenger RNA of Sclerotinia borealis F-4128, 1437 nucleotides long. Lineage: Eukaryota; Fungi; Ascomycota; Leotiomycetes; Helotiales; Sclerotiniaceae. The record is from the annotation of a GenBank genome assembly.
AUGGCACCUCAACUCGAUGGCUACUUCAAGCAAGUAGAUGCUUUGUCGGAUCACUUUAUUGAGAGACUUCGCAAAGCCGUUGCUAUUCCAUCGGUUUCCGCAGACGAGGAACGCAGACCUGAUGUUGUUCGUAUGGGAGAGUUCCUAGCUGAUGAGCUCACUGCACUUGGCGCCCAAGUCGAGAAACGACCAUUAGGCAAGCAACCUGGUAUGGAGCAUUUAGAGCUUCCGCCUGUAGUCAUUGCACGAUAUGGCAAUGACAAGAAGAAGCGCACCAUCCUCGUGUACGGCCAUUAUGAUGUACAACCUGCUGGGAAAGAGGAUGGCUGGGCCACAGAACCAUUCGAACUUACCAUCGACGACAAAGGAAGAAUGUAUGGCAGAGGAAGUACAGAUGAUAAGGGUCCGGUUCUUGGUUGGCUCAAUGCAAUCGAGGCUCACCAGAAGGCUGGUGUCGAGUUUCCAGUCAAUCUGUUGAUGUGCUUUGAAGGAAUGGAAGAAUACGGCUCAGAAGGCUUGGACGAUUUUAUUAGGGAAGAGGCCGAUAAAUUCUUCGCAGAUACAGAUGCUGUGUGUAUAUCUGAUAAUUACUGGCUUGGUACUGAAAAGCCAUGCCUUACUUAUGGUCUCCGUGGUUGCAGUUAUUAUUCCAUCGAAAUCUCAGGACCCGGCCAGGAUCUCCAUAGUGGAGUUUUCGGUGGCACAGCACAAGAGCCAAUGACUGAUUUGGUGAGGGUGCUUGGCAGUCUAGUGGAUACAAAUGGCAAGAUUCAGAUCCCAGGCUUGGCUGAGCUUGUUGCUCCCCUCACGGAUGAGGAGAAAUCCCUUUACGGUGAUAUUGCAUUCACCAUGGACAACCUCCAUGAAUCGUUAGGUAGUCAGACAACCAUCCACAACGACAAGGAGAAUACCCUUAUGGCCCGCUGGAGAUACCCAUCAUUAUCGAUUCACGGUAUUGAAGGUGCAUUUUCUCAACCAGGAGCCAAGACAGUUAUUCCCGCCAAGGUGACCGGAAAGUUCUCUAUUCGAACUGUACCAAAUAUGGAGCCCGAGGACGUAGAUCGUCUUGUUUUCAAGUAUGUUGAUGAGCAAUUCAAGAAACUGGGAAGCAAGAAUACUCUACGAUGCUUCUUGCAACAUGCUGGUAAGUGGUGGGUUGCCAGUCCAAAGCACUGGAACUUUUCGAGCGCUGCAAAAGCUGUUGAGAGGGUCUGGGGUGUUAAGCCUGAUUUGACUCGAGAGGGAGGGAGUAUUCCCGUCACCUUGACCUUCGAGCAGGCAACCGGCAAGAAUGUCCUCCUUCUGCCUAUGGGUAGUUCUACUGACGCGGCUCACUCAAUAAACGAGAAAUUGGACAAGAGAAAUUAUAUUGAGGGCAUCAAGUUGUUGGGCGCAUAUUUGCAUUAUGUGGCCGAGGAACCAAUGGUGGAGCAAUAA